Molecule: messenger RNA, 2224 nt
Organism: Tarenaya hassleriana
Lineage: Eukaryota; Viridiplantae; Streptophyta; Magnoliopsida; Brassicales; Cleomaceae
Product: rop guanine nucleotide exchange factor 11
Exons: 7
Coding region: 140-1885 (581 amino acids)
Molecular function (GO): guanyl-nucleotide exchange factor activity
Source: RefSeq, a predicted model, not a curated record
ACCGUUUUGAGUUCCUUCCUAUCAAAUCCCUCCAGAAAUUGUUCUCUUUUUCAUUUUUAAUCAUCUCUUCCCCCUGAAGGAGAAAAAGAAAAAAUCAAAUCUUUUUGGUGCCCAUUUGUGCAAUCAUCCAGAAAGGGAAAUGGUGAGAGCCAUGGAACAAGAACAAGAGAGCUACAAGUCGAGAUUAUUCCAUUUCAAAGGCAUGAACAACAACAACAACAAUGACAACUCUUCGUCGAGGCACGUGAAGAGUUGGAGCUCAGAUUGUGUAGUGAAGAUGGAUGGCGACGCCAUCGAUGAUGGCAUGAUGAUGUACAGGAGUAAUCCGGGCAAUGAAAGGCCGAUCUUGCCGCCUAGUAUUGCGUCUAGUCGCAGCGAAAAGACCGCUACUAACCCUCGGGUGGCUAAGGAUGAGCCUUUGGUCACUUCUCUUGAAGCCAUGGAAGCAGAGUUACAAGCAGCCUUGGAUCAGAUGAAAGAACGGUUUGCGAAACUGCUUCUAGGCGAAGACAUGUCAGGAGGAGGAAAGGGUGUUUCGUCGGCUCUGGCGUUAUCAAACGCCAUCACUAACCUCGCUGCCUCUGCGUUUGGAGAACAACGACGUCUCGAACCGAUGCCAGCAGAUAGAAAACUGAGGUGGAAACGAGAAAUCGGAUGGCUUCUCUCCGUUACCAAUCAUAUAGUCGAAUUCGCUCCGACCCAGCAGACAAACAAGGAUGGAUCUUCCAUGGAGAUAAUGACCACAAGACAACGGACCGAUCUUCAUGUAAACAUCCCUGCACUUAAGAAGCUCGAUACCAUGCUCAUCGAUUGUCUCGAUAAAUUCAUGGAUCAGGAUGAGUUCUAUUACGUGUCGAGGGAUUCGCCCGAUUCCGGUAACGGUAAGGCGCCGAGGAAUGAUGAGAAAUGGUGGUUACCGACGGUGAAAGUUCCUCCCAACGGCCUAUCAGAAAUGUCGAGAAGGUUUCUGCAGAAGCAGAAGGAAUGUGUGAAUCAAGUUCUUAAAGCUGCAAUGGCCAUAAAUGCUCAGGUUUUAUCUGAGAUGGAGAUUCCUGAAAGCUAUAUCGAUUCUCUUCCCAAGGUACAGAAAACAUAUCAACAAACAUUUCAAGAUUCUUCCUUUUUCGGCCGAAUCUUUUAUCUUAUCCUAUCCCUUGCGGCUCCAUGUUCGUGUUUUGAUUUCUCUUCUUGUACGCAGAACGGGAGAGCCAGUCUCGGAGACUCGAUAUACAAAAUGAUAACACUAGAGAUGUUUGAUGCGGAUCAGUUCUUGAUCGAGAUGGAUUUAUCGUCCGAGCACCGGAUUCUUGAUCUGAAAAACAGGAUCGAGGCAUCGAUCAUCAUAUGGAAGAGAAAGAUGGUGCAAAAAGACAUGAAAUCUCCUUGGGGUUCGGCCGUAAGUUUGGAGAAGAGGGAACAGUUUGAAGAGCGAGCCGAAACUAUAUUGCUCCUUCUCAAACAAGCCUUUCCCGGGAUCUCUCAGUCUGCACUCGAGAUCAGCAAGAUUCAGUUCAACAAAGAUGUAGGGCUUGCGAUAUUGGAGAGUUACUCGAGAGUAUUAGAGAGUUUAGCGCAGACGGUACUAUCGAGAAUAGAAGACGUGCUUAAGGCGGAUCAGAUAACACAAGACCCUUCGAACGCGGUAUGCAAGAGACGUCUCGUCCUGGAGGAUACCGAGAGGCACAAGGAAGAAAGCAACAGUUUCUACGACGAGAUGCAAGCGAACAAGACGCUCUUCGACUUCAUGCAAUGGGAUGGCAGCAAGAAAAACUGCUGUCCCAACGACCCCAACAAACACGAGGACGAUAAAGCAAUGUCCAACAAGAAGAACUCCUACCUCGAAACACUCGGGAUGAUGAGGAGUCCGACCGCGAGAUAUUCUUGAAUUUUCAAUGUAGUUAGGGAAUAAGCGUUGCGAGAAAUUUCGGAUUUGAUGAUUUGGAUUGAAGAGAACAUGAUCCCCCCAAGAUGUAUAGUUUCAGAAGCAGGCAAUGGUAAUAAAAAUUUGUACCUAAAGCCCUGUUUCUUUGAUUCCAUUCUCCUAAUGUAAAAGUUGAAUGUUCUUCCAGAGAAUGAAGCACUGUUUACUUGAAAUCUAACAUCAGAAAUUUGCAAAGACAAUGCAGAAUAUACAUAAAGGGCUAUUGCACUAUUCAGAAGUUUCAAGAACAGAUGUUCCAAAGCAAUACAUCCCAGAAAUAGAAGAAGAAAUCCAUACAUUACA